AUGGCCAAGGAAGGUAUUGCUACUAGAGGUGUCAUGGACGUUCAUACUGCUCUGCAAGAGGUGCUGAAGACCGCCCUCAUCCACUAUGGCCUAGCACAUGAAAUUCACGAAGCUGCCAAAGCCUUAGAUAAGCGCCAAGCCCAUCUGUGUGUGUUUGCAUCCAACUGUGAUGUCAAGUUGGUGGAGGCCCUUUGUGUUGAGCACCAAAUCAACCUGAUUAAGGCUGAUGACAAUAAGAAACUAAGGGAAUGGGUAGGCCUCUGUAAAACUGACAGAGAGAGAAAACCCCCGUAA
Molecule: messenger RNA, 294 nt
Organism: Dama dama (fallow deer)
Lineage: Eukaryota; Metazoa; Chordata; Mammalia; Artiodactyla; Cervidae
Product: small ribosomal subunit protein eS12-like
Exons: 1
Coding region: 1-294 (97 amino acids)
Biological process (GO): translation
Cellular component (GO): cytosolic small ribosomal subunit; ribosome
Molecular function (GO): structural constituent of ribosome
Source: RefSeq, a predicted model, not a curated record